CCACAUUAUCAGAAAGAGAAAUCUAAUAAAUCCUUUUCCAACUGAUUUAUAACAUCUCCGCCCUUACUUUCCGUACUCCACUCGCCGGCGGGGCCGGACUGACCUCGUUAUCACCGCCACCGGAUAUCUCCCACGAUGUCUUCGCUGCCUCCCGCCAUUUCUCCGCCCACAAACACCACUUUUCCGUUUCCGCCGCCGCCACCACCAGCACCGGAAGUCACGUUACCCACACAGACUCCUCCUCCUCCUCCUCCGUCUUUGACCCCAACUCCGGAAACGGGCUUGUUUAAUUCGUCGCCACCGCCUCCACCGUCUCCGGAAAAUGGGAACUUGUCGACGGGCACAAUAGUAGGGAUGAUCGUAGGUAUUGGGAUUGGAGGGAUGAGUAUGUUGGUUGCCGUGUGCGUUUUCUACAUUUUAUAUCGGAGGUAUAAAAGGAAGAAGAGGAGAAGGCACGGGUUGGAGAGUAACGGUGGAGGUGGAGCUCCGCCACACCCCAAGAAUGGACCUCCAGGUGCCCCAGCUCAGCAGCCGCAACAGAGUAAUGCACAUGUUAACAAUAAAUUAGUAGUGUUUCCCACGCCUACCCCUCCUGCAGGGGUUAUAUUAAAUUAUCCAGCAGCUUCAGCAAGCACCAACUCAGGCUCCGAGAAACCGCUCCAUGCACUAACUCCUGGUAUGGGCUUGGAACUUUCACAAGGUACAUUUACAUAUGAGGAAUUAGCCAAAGCAACAGAUGGUUUCUCCCCUGCUAAUCUUCUUGGGGAAGGUGGAUUCGGUUAUGUUCAUAAAGGUGUCCUUCCUAGUGGAAAAGUUGUUGCAAUUAAGCAGCUAAAAGCUGGGAGUGGGCAGGGGGAGCGUGAAUUUAAGGCUGAGGUCGAGUUUAUUGGUCGUGUUCAUCAUAGACACCUUGUUUCAUUGGUUGGAUACUGUAGCACAGGGAUUCAGAGAAUGCUUGUCUAUGAGUUUGUUCCAAACAGCACAUUGGAAUUUCAUUUGCAUGGAAAUGGGAGACCAACAAUGAAUUGGCCAACUAGAAUGAAAAUAGCUAUAGGCUCUGCAAGAGGGAUGGCAUAUCUGCACGAGGACUGUCAGCCUAAAAUAAUUCACAGGGACAUCAAAGCAGCUAAUAUCCUUCUUGAUAAUGACUUUGAGGCGAAGGUUGCAGACUUUGGUCUAGCUAAGUCUUCUCUAGAUACUGAUACUCACGUCUCUACCAGGGUCAUGGGAACUUUUGGGUACUUAGCUCCAGAAUAUGCAUCUAGUGGAAAACUUACAGAUAAGUCGGAUGUCUUCUCCUUUGGGGUUGUGCUUUUGGAGUUGAUUACUGGACACCAUCCUAUCGAUAAAUUUCAUUCUUUUACAAAUGAUAGCAUGGUUGAAUGGGCAAGGCCUUUGCUAAUGCAAGCACUAGAAAAUGGCAACUUUGAUGGUCUUGUUGACCCUAAGUUGAAGAAUGAUUACAACCCCAGUGAAAUGACUCGAAUGGUUGCUUGUGCUUCUGCUUGUGUUCGUCAUUCUGCCCGACUUCGGCCACGAAUGAGUCAGAUACUUCAAGCUCUGGAAGGACAUAUAUCUUUAGAUGAUUUGAAUGAGGGAAUUAAGCCUGGUCAUAGCACCAUAUAUAGUUCCUAUGGAAGUCAAGAUUAUAUGUCUCACCAAUACAAGGAAGACAUGGAAAAAUUCAAAAAACUGGCACUACAGAGCCAAGAGCAAGGCACUAGUGAGUACAGUUUGCCUAGCACGGAGUCUGGUUUGAACCCAUCAGCCUCGAGUACAGAAGACCAACAAACAACCGAAGAAAACCAAAGAAAGUGAAGAAAGACAUCCCAAGCUUUAAAUGGAAACUAGUUAUCUGCAGAAAUGGCAACCUUUUUUCCCAUUUCCUUCUCAUUUCUAUUCAUUCAUUUUGCAUCACAAUUUAAGGCAUUGGAGCAUUCAAAGUAAUCAAAUAAGUUCUCAGGAGUCAAGACCUUAAGAGAGUAGGAAAGUUUUUCGUUAGUCCUACUACUACUAAGUGUAUAAAAAGGCAGCAUUUGUUUGAGAGAAUUAGAAGAAAGGCUUGAGCUACAAAUAAUAUCUAAAAUUAGUUUGGCUAUUUUUAAUUUAUUUAUUAUUUGUAUAUGAAAAGCAAUAUUGAAAGUUCAAACAUAUGAUUGGAUUUUAUGUAGCUAUUUUUAUAAAAGAUUAUUGUGCAUGUUAUAUAUAUAUAUAUUUUUUCUUUA
Molecule: messenger RNA, 2225 nt
Organism: Humulus lupulus (European hop)
Lineage: Eukaryota; Viridiplantae; Streptophyta; Magnoliopsida; Rosales; Cannabaceae
Product: proline-rich receptor-like protein kinase PERK1
Exons: 8
Coding region: 136-1818 (560 amino acids)
Biological process (GO): protein phosphorylation
Molecular function (GO): protein kinase activity; ATP binding
Source: RefSeq, a predicted model, not a curated record